This is a messenger RNA of Hyaloscypha bicolor E, 1641 nucleotides long. RefSeq lists its product as uncharacterized. The record is from RefSeq and is a predicted model, not a curated record. NCBI's taxonomy places the organism in Eukaryota, Fungi, Ascomycota, Leotiomycetes, Helotiales, Hyaloscyphaceae. Bases 1 to 1641 code for a protein of 546 amino acids. The transcript has 8 exons.
AUGUCUUUCCGCAUAUCUAUUGGGGAUAUUCAUAUGAUUUCGGGCUUGGCCUACAGAAUCGGGAAGACGCUCACGACAGGUCGUAAGUCGGCCCCAGGAGAGUUCAGUGAGGUCCAAAACCAGCUGUUCGCAAUUAGCAAUGCGCUGAAGCUCCUUUCGGCGACAUUGCAGCAAGAAGGUGUCCCAAAUACGGAAGGGGCUGUAGGACCAGAGGAAGAUGAAAUUUUGAGUCGGAUGAUAGAGAAUUGUCAGACGACACUGCAGCAUUUGGAUGGAGUGCUCAAAAGUUAUCCUGAGCUUCGAACGGAAAUCGACAAGGAGCACGAUGACGAGACUGCUCAUAAGAGAUGGCGAACACAGUUCAAGGAAAACAUCAAGAAGAUCAAAUGGACUGCAGAAGGUGCCGAUUUGGAUAAGUUGAGGCAGAACCUUGCUACUCAUGUCAAUGCGCUUAACUUAGCAAUUGCCGCACGAGGCUGUAUCCAAACGGAUAGAAUGAAGGCCCAAGUUGAUCUUGUUCAUGGAAUGCUAGGGGAGAUUCAUGAACGGUACUUGAAUAAUCUCAAGAAUGUACCGGCAACGUCUGGAAGAUCCAAAGCCGCCAAUUCUGGAAGUGCUGGGUAUUGUACUAGUUCGAAACAGAAUUGUUACGUACUCAGGGCACACGCAUCUUCCGUUGCCUCUGUGGCAACCAUGAUGACCUUGACUAUACCUGCACUCAAGAUAAGGCUGUGUAUUAAUGAAGCGCAAGACAUUGCAGACUUUAAGAGAUUCGUCGCACAGCUCGCUUUAGUGCAAGGCCUCAAGGCAUCGUCAAUAACUGGAGCGAGUUCUAUGCUCAUGUAUACCUCCGUACGAGGAGAUGGCUGCGGAUAUCUUUCAGUUCUGAAUACCCAGGGUGAUACGGCGGACUUCCGACAAGACAUUCGAAGCAUAACAAUAACAUCGAAUGAACUCCGGUACAUCGUGGAAUCCAUCGAUAGUGUCCAGAUGUUGCAUUACAUGAUGAUGAUGUUCCCUCAUCCGAGCGAGGUUACCGAACAAGAAAAUCUAGGAUUCCUGCCCUGUCGUAAUGCGGAAAUUGUUCUUCAUACCAAAAGUACCAUGGAUGAUAGCGACAACGGCGAUAUUACUCAACUUAUCGUGCAGUUCGAUCACCUAACAGUCGUUGAUGAAAUUGGGCAUACUCUAGGUGUCUUGUUGAAAGGUGUCACGGGAAAGGUAUACUUGGGGAAUAAUGAACAUCUCGAUAUACACCAAGCGGAUAUCGAACUCACAUUUACGUCUCGUGAAGCAGCAGCUUCGUGUUGGAGCUCAGUAAACUCUCUGCAACGAUAUCUCUUCCUAUCCUAUUUGCAAUAUCAGCGUCUCGAGGAGAUCACAUCUUUUCGAAGUAAUAUCGGGGAUGUGAUGAUUCGGGAUAUGCAACUUCUCGAUGCGCAAGCUACCGUUGUCCAGGACCCGACUACCAAUGAACAGAGGAUGAUAGUUAGCAGUAAAUGCGGUUCCAAAUUCGUCACUAUGAUCUUAUCGUCAGCUUCAUCGGGCUCGCUACUGGUGGAUGGGUCUGGGACUGCUUCUAAUCUGCCUGCAUAUUUUAUUGAUAUUAAUACGGAAAGAACAAGGGUCAUUGAGCAAUAA